Molecule: messenger RNA, 1910 nt
Organism: Octopus sinensis (East Asian common octopus)
Lineage: Eukaryota; Metazoa; Mollusca; Cephalopoda; Octopoda; Octopodidae
Product: organic cation transporter protein-like
Exons: 10
Coding region: 183-1820 (545 amino acids)
Biological process (GO): transmembrane transport
Cellular component (GO): membrane
Molecular function (GO): transmembrane transporter activity
Source: RefSeq, a predicted model, not a curated record
AAUUGAUUGAACCACAUCAAGGCCGUUUACUGCAGCUAUGGGAAGCGGUGCUACGAUAUACUGAUGUAUUCUGACAGCUGGAUUGAUAACGUUUACAUGGUUUAUUUCAUUCUGGAGUAGGACAUAUUGGAGAACGGAAUUGAAGAUUUCGAGGCAGAAUUAAGGCAAACUCUCUUUUUAACAUGGCUGAAGCUCAAGAAUCUGAAGCAAAAGCGUUAAAAGAAGGAAUUACACGUUUUUCACAACGGGAUAUCACACAACUAAUAGAAAAAUGUGGCUGCGGACCUUUCCAACGCAGGUUCUACACUUUUUUGUAUGCUACGAGGCUUUUUAUAGCGAUGGGUGCAAUGAGUUUAGCAUUUAUUACCUCAAAUGUUCCUUUCGUGUGCUAUCCUCCAAAUUAUGAUGCUUCGGCAAUUCCUCCAGGUUUCACAGAGAACGAAUAUCUACAAAUGCUUCAACCUGAAGACGACCACUGUUCUGUAUAUAACAAUACCUUCAAUGAAAUACUUUAUUCAACGUCAACUAACAAUUUAUCGAAAUUAGAAUGUUCUUAUGGACGGAAAUUUCUGACAGAGAAUUUUUCUACAGUUGUAAGCGAGUUUGAUUUAGUGUGUGAGAAAAAAUGGUUGAAAUCCACAUUGCAGUCAGUUUAUUUUGUCGGUUAUCUUAUUGGAUCGAUUGUAUUUGGAGUUUUAUCUGAUAGAUUUGGUCGGAAACUUACUUUUUUUAUGACAAACCUAUUCUUUACUGUCUGUGGAGUCAGCAAAAUCUUCAUGCCAUCAUUCGUCGGGUUUAUGAUUUUCCAUUGCAUGCAAGGUUCUGGUUUUAUGGGUGUUGCAAUCAGUACUUAUGCACUCAACUUAGAAUUUUCCCCUUCAAGGUACCGUACACUUCUUAGUUUUGGGUAUAUGUCCAUGUUUGCAUUCACUUCGAUGCUUUUACCAGCGUUCGCCUAUGCCAUACCUAACUGGCAUUAUUUAGAAUUGACGGUGUGUCUUCUACCCCUGGUUAAUUUUUUGUUUUGGAAGUAUAUUCCCGAAUCUCCGAGGUGGCUCAUCGGAAGGAAACGCUUUGAAGAAACAGAAGAAAUUCUUGAGGAAAUGAUGAAGAAAAAUAAACUCGAUUAUCAGGAGGUGUUCACUGUUUUUAUGAACGAUAUAAAUCGAUUUCCAGAAAAAAGACCGCCCAGAAGAUGGUCAACGGAAAAGACUUAUAGUUUUAUCGAUCUAUUUAAGACGGUCCAGAUGGCGACGAUCACAGUCAAUAUUUGCUUUAGUUGGUGCGUGAUCAGUAUGCUUUACUACGGAGUGACCCUUAAUUCUGUUGAUAUGGCCGGAAAUCGUUAUAUAAACUUUUUAUUAAUGAUACUUGUGGAGUUUCCCAGCCAGUUAGCGGCUUACUAUUUAUUUAAAUUUUUUGAUCAUCGAAAGCCCAUUAGUUUCUUUAUGACGUUCAGUGGAUUGAAUUGUAUCAUCUCAAAUUUUGUAGCCGAAGGAUCAUUUUGGGUUUCUCUUGCAUUGCUUGUUCUUGGAAAGUUUGGAAUCGCCGCAGCUUUUUCUUCAAUUUAUCUCUUAUCUGCAGAAAUAUUUCCGACUGUUGUUCGAGGAAACGGGUUAGGGAUUGCUUCAACGUUUGCCCGCAUUGGUAGCAUUUUUGCACCUUUUAUCCUUCAACUGUCAUCUUACGUGAAAUGGCUUCCUCUAAGUAUCUAUGGCCUUUUGUCAGUGAUAGCUGGAUUAUUGCUGUUACUUCUACCAGAAACAAAGGAUAGAGAUCUACCUCAAACAUUUGAAGAUUUGAAAGCGUGGAAAAAAUGAAAUAGUGAUGAAAACGAAGAGGAAUUACGAUAAAAUAGAAAAAAAAAACAAACAAAAAUGAACUGUAUAUGCUUGAAUUCCAGUUUCAUA